This is a messenger RNA of Brassica napus (rape), 2225 nucleotides long. RefSeq names its product auxin efflux carrier component 2-like. The transcript is spliced from 9 exons. NCBI's taxonomy places the organism in Eukaryota, Viridiplantae, Streptophyta, Magnoliopsida, Brassicales, Brassicaceae. The record is from RefSeq and is a predicted model, not a curated record. Gene Ontology annotation, molecular function: auxin efflux transmembrane transporter activity. Gene Ontology annotation, cellular component: endoplasmic reticulum; plasma membrane. Gene Ontology annotation, biological process: auxin polar transport; auxin export across the plasma membrane. The coding region runs from base 228 to 2129 and encodes 633 amino acids.
AUUCAAAUGUCAAAUGAUUUGUUGUGGCUAUAUAUAACACUUUGUCUGAUCGCGAAUCCCAUUAUUAUACUAUAAAACUAUAUAAUUAACAGAAACAACAUUAAUUAAUAUCGUCUCGAGGAACUUCACUUCCUCAUAAUAAAAUACUUAUACCACCCCACAAACUUCUCUUUCUAUCACCAUCUUUAAUAUCUUCUCUCUUCUCACCGGAAAAUAAUUAAAUCAAAAUGAUCACCGGCAAAGAUAUAUACGACGUACUAGCGGCGAUGGUGCCGCUAUACGUAGCUAUGAUAUUAGCCUACGGUUCGGUACGGUGGUGGGGAAUAUUUACACCGGACCAAUGUUCCGGUAUUAACCGGUUCGUUGCGGUUUUCGCGGUUCCUCUUCUCUCUUUCCAUUUCAUAUCCUCCAAUGAUCCUUAUGCUAUGGAUUACCAAUUCCUCGCCGCCGAUUCUCUUCAGAAAGUCGUCAUCCUCGCUGCACUCUUUCUUUGGCAGGCGCUUAGUCGCAGAGGAAGUCUAGAUUGGACGAUAACGCUAUUUUCGCUAUCGACACUACCGAACACGUUGGUUAUGGGAAUCCCAUUGCUCCGGGCGAUGUAUGGAGACUAUUCUAGCAAUUUAAUGGUGCAAAUAGUUGUGCUUCAAAGUAUCAUAUGGUAUACAUUAAUGCUCUUCUUGUUCGAGUAUCGUGGCGCUAAGCUUCUUAUCUCCGAGCAGUUCCCAAAAACCGCCGGUUCCAUCACUUCUUUCCGAGUUGAUUCUGAUGUUAUCUCUCUCACUAGCCAUGAUUCCCUCGAGACCGAUGAGGAGAUAGGUGACGACGGAAAGCUCCAUGUAGUGGUCAGGAGAUCAAACGCCGCCUCAUCAAUGAUCUCAUUCAAUAAGUCUCACGGCGGAGGAAUUAACUCAUCCAUGAUCACGCCGCGAGCCUCAAAUCUCACUGACGUCGAGAUUUACUCCGUUAGCUUUAACCAGACAGAUUUUUACAAUAUGUUUAAUGCAAGCAAAGCUCCUAGCCGUCGUCACGGCUACAGCAAGAGUUACGGUGGCGCAGGAUCAGGUCGCGGCGGAGAUGUUUACUCGCUUCAGUCGUCUAUAGGAGUGGCACCGAGAGCUUCGAGCUUUAAUGAGGAAGUUUUUAAGACGAAGAAAGGAGGGAGAAGUAUGAGUGUUCCCUACCCACCACCGAACCCGAUGUUCACGGGGUCAAUGAGCGGAGCAAGUGGAGUCAAGAAAAAUGAAAUUGGUGGCAGAGGAGGACAGAACAAGGAGAUGGACAUGUUUGUAUGGAGUUCGAGUGCUUCUCCUAUUUCGGAAGCCAUCGCUAGGAACGCUAUUACCAGAGGUGCCUCCACCGAUUCAUUCAUCGACCUCAGAGCUUCUCUUCCUCCUAACGACAACCUCGCUUCCAAAGAAAUAGUCAAUAUACUAAAACCUUCGAAUAAUGAUCAUAAACAAAGAAUAAUAAUAUUAAUUCCUAAAAAUCUGAUGAUGACAGCAAUGCAGAGUCUGAUACAGAACAAGACACCCGGAAGAAAAAGGCAUGUGGAGAUGGACCAAGAGGGUAAGAAAGGCAAUGACGUAGAAGACGGUGGUGUCGGCGGUCCGACGAAACAGCAAAUGCCGCCGGCCAGCGUGAUGACGAGACUAAUACUGAUAAUGGUUUGGAGAAAACUCAUUCGAAACCCUAACACUUAUUCUAGUCUCUUUGGCCUUGCGUGGUCCCUUGUCUCCUUCAAGUGGAAUAUAAAGAUGCCAACAAUAAUGAGUGGAUCGAUUUCGAUAUUAUCUGAUGCGGGUCUUGGCAUGGCUAUGUUCAGUCUUGGUUUAUUUAUGGCAUUGCAACCAAAGAUAAUUUCAUGCGGAAAAUCAGUAGCAGUCUUCGCGAUGGCCGUGAGGUUCUUGUCCGGACCAGCCGUAAUCGCAGCCACCUCGACUGCCAUUGGUCUUCGAGGCAAUCUCCUCCAUAUCGCCAUCGUUCAGGCUGCUCUUCCUCAAGGAAUCGUCCCUUUUGUUUUCGCCAAGGAAUAUAACGUCCAUCCUGAUAUCCUAAGCACUGCGGUUAUAUUCGGAAUGCUGGUUGCUUUGCCUGUAACAGUACUCUACUACGUUCUUUUGGGCAUUUAAGCAAUACUGAAACGCAGUGGCAAUGAAAGACGGUCGAUACCACCGAAGGUAACUAAAAAUAUACUAUGGAAAAAAUAUUAAUCCAUUCAGGUGGCU